Messenger RNA from Necator americanus (New World hookworm), 960 nucleotides. RefSeq lists its product as uncharacterized. The record is from RefSeq and is a predicted model, not a curated record. The transcript is spliced from 8 exons. Gene Ontology annotation, biological process: mRNA 3'-end processing. The coding region runs from base 1 to 960 and encodes 319 amino acids. Gene Ontology annotation, molecular function: RNA polymerase II complex binding. Lineage: Eukaryota; Metazoa; Nematoda; Chromadorea; Rhabditida; Ancylostomatidae.
AUGUCGGGAUUUUCGGAAGCAGCGAUGCGCGACAGACUGGGUAGGCUCAGACCCCAACAGGAUUCUAUAAAUACACUGUCGUUGUGGUUAAUGCAUCAUUAUCGACAUAUGGAUGAUAUCGUACAGAUUUGGUUGAAGGAAGUCCGGAAAGAGACAAACUCCUCACAAAUCGUCAAUUUGCUCUACGUUGCCAACGAUGUAAUUCAGAAUAGCCGCAAGAAGAAUCCUGAUAUUAUGACAAAGUUCUACUCCGUUCUGGAGCCAGCUUUCCGACAUGCUGCGAAAAUUUCUGGUCCAGAACUAGACAAAGUGAUGAUUAAAACACUCAAUGUUUGGAGAGACCGUCAAAUCUACAGCGAGGAACAGUUGAUCGUACUCGACGCUAUUGUCAAAAGACGAAAGUCAAGUGGUGGCAACAGCGGCAACUCCCAUCAAGUUCACGCUCCCCAGAUUCCAGAACUCUUUCCAUCUUCUGCUCCGCAAUCACAACCGGAAUACGAUUCGGAAUCUGUUAGCACUAACGUCACUGAAAUGUUGGAAUCAUUAAGAAAACUUGACUACCCGCCCAGUGCAGACGCUGAAGUCAGGCACAAAAUUGCUUCUUACUCCGAAAUGAUUGCAACACCACAGUCGCUCGACACAAUCAGGAACAGCACUGAGGCAAAGAAAUUGUUAGCAGAAAUUGAUGAAGCUGAACCGCUUGUUAAGGAGUAUUGUCAAAGGCUAGCCGACGAAAUGUUAGAGCGCCGGAAUCUACAAAAAUUGUUUGACGAUAUGAUUGUUAAUGUCCGUGCGACAGUUGACCUCCAUGAGAGGAUGUUAAAGGAAGUGAGAAGGAAAGAAGAACGAGCUCGAAACGACCUUGCUGAGGUAAGGAAAGCGUUCGAUUCUCUGCCUGACCUCACGGAAGUCACCGAAGAUGCGCCACUUCCAACGCUUGAAAAUCUAUUUGAUCUCUAA